Iphiclides podalirius (scarce swallowtail) is the source of this 798-nucleotide messenger RNA. The record is from the annotation of a GenBank genome assembly. NCBI's taxonomy places the organism in Eukaryota, Metazoa, Arthropoda, Insecta, Lepidoptera, Papilionidae.
AUGGGCAGGCUCGUUCAGCGAUGGCAGCAGCGCUGGCAGUCCCAAGGAGGCCUGCGUGGCGGCCUCCCCGCCGCCGGCGCCAGCGAAGCGCGACGUCCGCCACCACCACCACACCAGCCCCACCAGCACCAGCAUCACCAGCACCACGACCAGAGGCGUCUCAGCGUCGGCGGUGGGGCCGGUGGGUCGAGGCGCGCCGAGCGCAGGGCGGCCGGCCCUUCGGAGCGACGUCGCCCAGAGAUGAGGGUCAGCCCCGGUGCCGGGCCUUCAGCGGAGCCAACCCACCUGCACCCGGUCCACCACCACCACAUGGACACGAACCCGCUGGAGGGCGGCGUGGAGUCCCUGGUGAGCGCCGGCUCUUCGGACGGCGAGCUGUCCAGCAAAGCCGGCGACAGCCCCAGCAGGAAGCGCAGGAGGAUCUCGCGACACCUCUCAUCAGGCGAAAGUAACGUCUCAGUGGCGGCGCCCGUGGUCGAGCGACGGACACCGAGGCUGCCCUACCAACCGCCACGACGGAUGCGCUAUGUGAGCGGCGGAGGCGGCGUGUGGGCGCACGAGCGCCUGCUGGAGCAGCACGCGCCGCCCCACGUGGCGCACGCCCAACACGCGCACCACGCGCCCCUGCUGCUCGACAUCAACCAGAUGUCGCUGCGGGGCGCGCGGCUGGGCGCGCUCGGCGGCGGCGUGGGCUGGCCCCACGCCCACGCCCACGCCCACGCGCACGCACACGCCGCCCACGCGCACCGGGACCACGCGCAGCGCACGCAGGUACGGAACCCGGCGCGCGCACAUUCC